AUGGCAUACUCUCCCGAGAGGCUCGCGCGAGCCCAGCAAUUGUUUAACAGCAGAACAAGCGACUUCUACGCACUGCCACAUCUUGCUGGCCCAUAUCACUUGCGAGAGCGUGCCACCAAGCGUACCUCUGUUGUUGCGUCGUGGCAUGAUAACGAUGAAGAUGAAGACUACCAACCUUCGACUAAGCGAACACCGAGCAAGCGCAAGCUAUCGCUUUUCCAUGAGGAUGACCAAUCCCCUCGGUCCGAGAACAAGGCCAGGAGCCUAUCUCUGACUUCGAUGCUCCGUUCUAGAUUGAGCCCAGACAUAGGAGAAGAAGAUGAUGCCCCCCCUUCGACACCCUCCCAACACAGUGAGCCCGACAGCUGGGACAGAUACUGGGCCGUCAAUCCCGAGACAGACACACCGAAUUCACGAUACAGCCUUCGACGCCGCAACAAAGAAUCGCUGUCAGCGUCACCACAAAAGAAAGACAAAACCAAGGCUGAGGCAUCGGCAUCAAGAUCGACUGGGGAUGUCCUGCCUGCUGAUAACGACCUUCCGGUGAGAGAGUGCGCUGCCUGUCAGGAGCUAGGCAUGGAAUGCUCGCUUGUGUCUGACCCUGAUCCGUACUCCUAUCCUUGCACGACAUGCGAAGUGGAUGAUGUCUUUUGCGUUGUGAGCCCUCCACCCAAAUGGAAACGAUCAUGCGAGCUUUGCAAAGGUCGGAAGAAAGAGCUUUGCUCAUAUCGCUUUGCUGAUUACGAUCAUUCCCAACCUUGUCUCUCAUGCCGAAAUCAUGGGUUCGAAUGUGUUGCUGGACCAGCUAGACACCCACCCUUUGCACUCUUUUCCACGAGCGAACCAAGCGAGCCCAGCAGUUCCCCAAAUUUUGAUUCUCCUGCAGCCUCCGACUCACCCCGUGGCUCCCCACAGCUCGAAGACCCUGAGGUAUCCGAGCCGAGUGAGCAAAUCAGUUCCCCGAAGGUCGAUUCUUCAGCAAGUUCCACCUCACCACAUUCCAAGCCGCAAAUUGACGUCGACGAGGUAUCUGAACCGAGUGAGCAACUUAGUUCUCCAGUCGUCCAUUCACCAAAGACCCAGACUCCAGAGACAAAUCCCAGAAAGAGCAAUUCUUGGGAGGUCUCAUCUCCCUCAUUUAGUAACGCAAAGCCCUCCCUUGCUGAUGGACUGAAGCCACAUGAGGUGAUUGAAAUCACUGAUUCAGACGACAUCCUGAAGAAGCCGAAUUCACCAAUUUAUAUUUCUGACUCACUUGACUCGCCACCUCGCACCAGGGUCUCAAAUACCAUUGCUUCACAGCCUGCGAACACCUAUCGUAUCUGGACCGAACUUGCUCAUCCUGUGGUGUUUCUCGCAGAUGACCCUUGCGACUGGUGCAACAACUUUGCAUAUGGCAUCACUGGUCUCGGUCCUCGUAACCCAGAGGUUUGGACGGAUGGCAAAGGCAAGAUCGUUGAGCUCCAAGAUGGUCAUAUUGCCGAAGGAAAAGAACAGAGCCGGAUGUGUGUUUCCUGUACAUGGAAUCGAUGCAAAAUCAUCCAAUGCUCCCACGACACUCUCAACCUACUACUUGCGCCUUUUUCCCCGCAAGACGAAGUAAGAAAGGCUACUGCUUCAACACUUCUACAUAGAGCAAGUGAAGCACUGACUGACCCUCAGACUGGGGAGGCUGGUACAUUUUACCCAAGUCCCAUUUAUGAAUGGUGCAGCCUGUGUCGUGAGCCCGCAGUCGGGUGUUGCCAGGCGGUUCAGCCACUUGAUAUCUACGCAGAUGUGGUGGAAUGUGAUGAAGAAACCCGUGGGUGUGGACUGAUGCUCUGUGAAUACUGUCUCGAGCUCACCAAGCGAUUCAAGGGUGGCCUCAAUGCUGUCGUGGCAUGGGGUCGCAAUGACUCGUCUCAUCCUGUACACUACCGAGCCGAUAUGGAGUUCAUCCUCUCAGGGGCAGAACACAAUACACUCUACAAGAUGUACAUGCACCCUGGGUUUAGUUUCCGCUCCGGAAAAAAAAAAAUUACUUCGGAUUUUCUGCCAGUUGAAUUCGCUUCACAACCAAAUCCCCUUGUACUUCCACCAAAAGGAAGUAAGGGUGCUGCUUUGAUCCCGUCUUCUAUUUUCCCCUGGUUGCCCCGAGCUGCGACACGAGGUGCGCAGCUCAUCGCCACGACGUCUUCACCAAAGCGACGAAAAGUUUCCCCAGAGCCUCGCACCAGUCCAGGCCUUCGGGCUCGACGUCACGGCCGCUCCGAACCACCACACUCUCGCCACACAUCUUCCUCGUCUUCCCGCGGCCAGAGUUCGUCGUCGUCCCCGCCUCGCUACGUGCCUGCGCAUCUGCAGUUUCAGUCUGGAAGCCCGCCUGGCCGCUCGCUCACCCCCGCGACCGCGACCGCUGGACUCACCCUCUCCAGCGACCAUUCCGACAUGCCCUCCGAUACUCAAGAGGGUACACCUCCAACCCAUGGACGAUCCCCUUCUCCCGGCGAGAAGCGCCCGGCAUCCGAGAUUACCGACUCCGACCCUGAAGGAGGCGUGAGCACUGGCUUCAAUAACGCGCGCACAUACAUUAUUCCCCGCACAUGCGAUGACACAGAUAACGAAUCUACAUAUCCCACCACUUCGAACAAUGACAACACCGGGUCGGCAUCCUCGGCCGACGAGCUGUCCAGACCAGCAUCGCCCAAAUCAGGCGAUAUUCCUACGAUCGACGAGCAGGUGGCUGAGGUGAAUGCGCUGAUGAAGGCGCCGUUGAAAGAUGGACAAAAGGGCUUUGUGGUUUCAAUGGCUUGGCUGAAGAAGGUGCUUGCACGCACUACGGCGCAUGCAGAUCACACCGACGAAGAAUCAUUGGAGGGCGAUGUUGGUCCCGUUAACAAUUUGAACAUCAUGCUGGACACCGACCCGGCCACGCCCAGCUUCAAAGACGAAACUGGUGAAAUAUUUGUGCCCAUGCGCCCUGGUUUGCAUGACGCUCUGGAUUUCGCCAUAAUUCCGCAACAUGGCUGGGACCUGAUCCAGAAGUGGUAUGGCCUCGCCGACCAGUCACCUGUGAUCAUUCGCUAUGCCCACAACACCAACCCCCCGGUGAUACCGAAAAUAUCGAAUAUGAAACUUAUCCUCCGAUUUUCACCAUUUUCAAAUUGGCUAACCCCGCCGCGGCCAUCUGUGAAGAUCUUGGCCAGUCGCCAGACGAACUACCAGAAAUGGUUGAAGGAUGCCAAAGAGCAGAGUGGUAUCGAUAUGUCGACCAAGGUCCGAGUUUGGAAAAUUCUCCAGCUACCUCGUAGCACCACUGCAUCAGCCUCGGCAACUCCUGCUGCAUCCCGCAGUCAAUCGCCUGCUCCUCCAUUGGCUCUGAUCUCGAACCCCAACGACAAGCUUCUUUUCGAUUUGAAUGCUUUCCUCGAACUUCCAGAGGGAAGCCACCGAGUGUUGCUUGAUAAUGUGAAGGAUCAGACCCAAAAUGCAAACUACAACGGUCGUAUGACCUUGGAUAUGGCUGGUCUCGGCGUGGCGAAUUGUGUUAUUCUUGAGGAACAGGUUGGGAGCUCCAAAGGGGGAGAAUGGGUGUCUGAAGCCUCUGCCAAAACUCUCAAGAGUUUGGGUAUCCCUGUGGAGCAGCCGAAGAACGAUGCUAUUACCAAAGCAUCUGCCGCUAAAGUUGCACUGAAGAGCACCCAACCGCCGCAGCCCAGUGGCAAAUCUACUCCUUCCCAGGGACCCGAUCCAAUUAGGGGGCUCAUCUCUCGAGGUCGGAAGGGUCGACAGCUUAUCGUGGGAUUGCAAAACCUUGGCAACACUUGUUACAUGAACUCCGCGUUGCAAUGUGUACGAAGCAUUGAGGAGUUGUCUUAUUACUUCCUUAGUGGAAUGUACAAACCAGAGCUGAACCCUACCAACGUCCUUGGAUGCGGCGGUGUUAUUGCCAAGCAAUGGGCCAAUUUACUUCAGGACCUCUACAAAUCGGACCCUCAGCCGAGAUCUGUCAACCCUUAUAGGUUUCGUGCUGCCGCUGGUCGGCAACGUGAAGAUUUUGCUGGCUAUGAGCAGCAUGACAGUCAGGAAUUUGUGAUGUUUCUUCUUGAUGCACUGUCGGAAGAUCUAAGCCGCAUCGUUGGCAGCAAGCCAUCUACUGUCAUCCCUGAUUCCACCGAUGAGAUGAUCCACAAUCGCAAGGCUCUUGAGGAUUUCGGAAAGAAGUGUUGGGACCUUUACGAGGCCCGCAACGCCUCCAUUAUCACCGAUCUGUUUGCUGGAAUGUACAAGUCAACACUGAUUUGCCACAAUUGUGAAAAGACCAGCAUCAUCAUGGAUCCUUUCACAAUGGUCACUGUGCCCAUUCCAACGGGCCCGACGCUCAUCAAUCGAACGAUUAUCUUUUACCCUCUUGAUGGCCCACCCGUGUCUCUGAAAGUCCGACUUGAUGAAAAUGAUACUAUGAAAGUCUGGAAGGAGUUUGUCGCCCAAAAGAUGGGAAUUGAUGUGGAACGAAUCCUUGCAGCAGAGACAUUGCACCAUUCCUUCUGGCAAACGUUUUGUGACGAUGACGAUACUUUUGGCAGUCUACGCAUUUCUCAAGAAGAUACCAUCGUGUUCUUUGAUCUUGGUCCUCUUCCUGCAUCCACCAAUUCUUCCGACUCCCCCUCCAAUGAUGAUGCAGUCAUUGUACCCAUCUUCCACCGUAAACUUGUUCCACGCAAGAACAAAGAGGCCACUCCUGAACUUUUCGGAUUCCCAUCUUUCAUACGUCUUUCUAGUGAAGAAGCUUCAGAUCUUGAGGCCAUUUACCGCAAGCUCUUGGCCCAGGCUAAUAACAUGACUACACGCGACAUUCUGGCUGCUGAGGAAAACAGCAAUGACGACCAUACAACGGAUGACUCUGACACCGUUGUGACAAACGAGGAUGAUGCACGAUCAGCAGAUUCCCGAAUCAGAACAUCUUCUGUCGACGGCGAAGAUAGCAUCGUUGACAUUUCCAUGCAAACCGAGCAAGUGCUCAAGCCUGCAGAGGGCCCUGAUGAGUCGGAUUCUGACUCUGAAUCUGUCAAGUCCCCCCAGCACCCUCUUGCUGGAAAGAUUGCUGCCAGUUUGUUGUCACUUUUUGAUGCAAAAGUCAUGAGGACCAAUGCCACUCUACCCGAUGGACGCAAUAUUAACCCACUCAAAAAAUUCCCCCUCCUUUCCUCUCGCAUCCCAUCUCCUCCCGUUUCUACUAAGGAAUCCGAUACUUCAUCUCAAAGCUCCGCAGAUGAAAACAUCGAUGAUGACGCCGAUGCAGAUGAAUCAGAUCUCACACCAAACUCAGCACCAUCGCUCCUUCACCAAGGUGAUGCUAUCCUGCUUGACUGGAAUCCCGAUGCCGUGGAUUCCCUUUUCGGCGGCAAGCCACGUGACCCCGAGGAGCUUCGUGGUCGCCCUACCUACCUAAGCAUCAAGAAUGUAUUUGAUCACUCCAUGGUAGUAAGCCAGAAAAAGCCAAAGCAAUCGAAUAUCUCUCUCGACCAAUGUCUGGAUGAGUUCAGCAAAGAGGAAAUUCUUUCUCGGGCAGAUAGCUGGUUCUGUCCCCAGUGCAAGACACACGUUUCCGCCACCAAGAAGUUUGAGCUGUGGAGAACCCCGGAUAUUAUGGUCGUUCAACUCAAGCGGUUUAGCCAAUUCCGCGGCAGGCACGGACACAAGAUCAGCACUCUCAUCGACUUCCCCUUCGAGGGACUAGAUUUGAGCAGCCGAGUUGAAGGCCCCACGGAUGGAAAGAGUACGGUGUACGAUUUGAUUGCUGUGGACAACCAUAUGGGUGGAAUGGGUGGUGGCCACUACACUGCCUAUAUCAAGGACUUUGUGUCCGGCGCCUGGGUGUAUUGCAACGAUACCUCUGCUAAGACUGUCACCAAUAUGCAGUCCAUCAUCACGGCGGGUGCCUACCUCCUUUUCUACCGCCGUCGCUCUGACCGUGCAUUGGGCAACCAGGAGCUGCGGGAGCUGGUUGAGGGCUACCGGAACGACUCGCAGAGUGUUUCUGACAGUUCCUCCAGCUCUCGCAGCCCUAGUGGUUCCCAAUCACCUUCGGAGGACGCCGGUCGUGUCCUUGGCGGCGCAUCCCGCAAGGGAUCGUCUGCCUUGGCCGGAGCGGGGAUGGCACCCCGAGUGAGCCGGGGGCAAGACUCUCUUGGCAAUGACCUGUACUCUUCGGCCGAGGAAAGUACUUCAGGCUCGGAAGACGAGGGUAGCGAAGGUAAGAAAUUCGGCCUCGAGCACGAAAACGAGGGAUCGCAGGUCGACUCCUUCAGCAAGCUCACGGAACCCUCUUGGUCGUUCGACGCCGCUCACGACAUCUCACAGAUAUCUAGUGGUAACGCUGCCACCGAAGAUGGCGUCUUCGAGGAUCGAAGUCCAUGGGGUGAUGGCAUGGACAUCGACCCUCCGUUUCAGUUUGGCCUCACUUCUGGGGGUGAGGGGGAGGAUUCCUCCGAUGAUCUCCCAAUCGUGGAGCUGCGUGUGGGGUCCGAGGACAUGAUGUCCUCGGGCCCAUGA
Molecule: messenger RNA, 6534 nt
Organism: Penicillium robsamsonii
Lineage: Eukaryota; Fungi; Ascomycota; Eurotiomycetes; Eurotiales; Aspergillaceae
Product: Peptidase C19 ubiquitin carboxyl-terminal hydrolase 2
Exons: 6
Coding region: 1-6534 (2177 amino acids)
Biological process (GO): protein deubiquitination
Molecular function (GO): cysteine-type deubiquitinase activity
Source: RefSeq, a predicted model, not a curated record